AGGACCGCGCGCCGCGAGGCCCCGCGCGUGCGUGCAGUCUCUCGCUCGCGCGCUCUGCCGGGCGGGCUGAGCAGACGAGUCGAGCCCCCGCUGCCGCCGCCGCCGGAGAAGCUUGGGCGUCCGCUCGGCGUCGCCUGAUUCCCGUAACCCCCGUGCCUCCCUACCCGCGGCCGGGCCAUGGCGGAACGUGGAGGGGCGGGCGGUGGUCCCGGAGGCGCCGGGGGCGGCAGUGGCCAGCGGGGCUCUGGGGUCGCCCAGUCUCCGCCGCAGCAGCCACCGCCGCAGCAGCUGCCGCAGCAGCCGACGCCCCCCAAGCUGGCCCAGGCCACCUCGUCGUCCUCAUCCACCUCGGCGGCGGCCGCCUCCUCCUCGUCCUCGUCCACCUCCACAUCCAUGGCCGUCGCGGUGGCCUCGGGCUCUGCGACUCCCGGCGGCCCGGGGCCAGGCCGCACCCCCGCCCCCGUGCAGAUGAACCUGUACGCCACCUGGGAGGUGGACCGGAGCUCGUCCAGCUGCGUGCCCAGGUCUUAGUCAAUAUCUACAGAGAAAACUGGCUGGAGGCGUUAACUCCAAAAUGGUUUUGGAUGCACCUGCUCCUGUCUUCUUAGUCUGCAGACUCCUCCGAAUGGCAGUCUGCCUCUCAGAGCAGUAUUCUGAGCAAGACUCCCCCCAGGUAACAGUUUGGAUGUGGUAAGUGGAGUGAAUGUUAAUUGUCCCUGAGUAAAUUUAGCCUGGUUAUUGUGCUUAGAUGUAGGAAGGUGUUUUUUCUUUACAGUUUUUCUUCAAAACUGUGUGUGUGUGUGUGUGUGUGUGUGUGUGUGUGUGUGUGUGUGUGUGUGUGUCUGGCUUUGAGCUUCCUUUUGUUCCUUUUUUUUAUAAGCGAGACAGAGAUUCUUUGUAGUGUUUUUUUGUUUUUGUUUUUUUAACAGUUUAGGAGAAAACAAAAGGCUUAGGACAUCAGUUGUCAUUUAUUUGGUCCCUCCUCCUGGACCUUUUCCUGUCUGUUGUUUAGAAACACCAAAUGGCUUCAGGGGUUAGAUAGUAGCUUUUUCCUCCCAUGUCUGCGAUUAACGGUGCCUGGAAAGCACAUCGCACUCCCUCAUGUGUAACUCUACCCAUCCUCUGUGACCCUGAUCUCCUCCCAGAAGGUAACCACCAGUAGCAGUUCAGAGUGAUAUGUUAAAAUGAAAAUCAGAUCAUGUCACUCCCCUGUUCAUAAUCUUCCCAAUUCAUUCAUUUAGCAAAUGCUUGUAGACCAGCCGGCAUGUGCCACAAACAAAAUCCUUGAUCUCAUAAAGUAUACAUUCUGCUGGGUGAAGAUAAGAGACCCUAUCAAAUAACUUUUCAUCACACUUAGAGUAAAACCCUUUUUAUGACUUAGGAGAUACUUCGUGGUGGGACUGUUCCCGUGGCUUCCACCUCAUUGCUACCAUUCUCCCCGUGCUCACCUGGCUCUGGGCAAGCUGGGCCCGGGCACAGUCACCCUGCCUUUGGGCUUUUGCACUUGCUGUUCCCUCUACCCGGAAUGCUGUGUCCCCAGAUCAUUGUGUGGCUGCCUUCUGGGUAUCAUUCAGGUCUCAGCUGACCUGCUACCUUGGAAAGCUUCUCUCACCUGCCCAUUGCAUUCCGGGAGUUUAUAAAUCUUCUUCACACCAGUUACCAUCAUCUGAAAUAAUCCUGUUCAUUACUUUACAUAGUAGUUACUUUAUAGGUGCUUAAUGGAUACAUUUGUCAAUGAGCAGUGCCUGUUUAUUUGUAAAGUUUAUUGAAUGAAAAUCUAUCCUCCACGAUUCUUUCAUUCAACAAAUAUUUUUUGAGUAUUUCUAUAUGCCAAAUACUGCUCCAGGUGCUGGGGAACCAGCAGCAAACUGGUUGACGAAGUCCAUUCUCUCCUAGAGUGAACAUUCUUGUGGAGGGAGACGGAAAAUAAACACUUAAUUCGGUCUAUAGUGAAUAGUCAGGUGGUGAGUAGUGCCAUGAGGAAAAACAAAGCGGAGUGGGGACUUGAGAGGGUUGGGUAGUGUGGUCAGAGAAGGCCUCUGGUGAGGUGCUGUUUGG
Physeter macrocephalus (sperm whale) is the source of this 2058-nucleotide messenger RNA. Its product is annotated as phosphofurin acidic cluster sorting protein 1-like. The record is from RefSeq and is a predicted model, not a curated record. Lineage: Eukaryota; Metazoa; Chordata; Mammalia; Artiodactyla; Physeteridae. Bases 178 to 531 code for a protein of 117 amino acids. The transcript has 3 exons.